AUGACCAACACCACUCGUCGUUCUGCCAACAAGGUUAAUAACAACCGUCGUUCACAGAAUCGUCGUUCUCGGGCAUCUCGUCGUCGUUCUGGGUAAGUUGUUUUAUAUUUUGUUAAGGUGAUUACGUUAUGGGCGCUGUUUUAACAAUUUUUUAACAUGUUUUAAAAUUUUUUUACUCAAAUCCCAAGUAUAAUAUCAAAAAUCUUCAGAUGGUUCCGUCGCCGUGUUAUUGAAAGCAGCAGCGGAUCCGAGCGAAGUUCCCAGGAGGUUACAGAUGCUCCCUCGACUUCUGCUACCAGUUUGAGCUCCAGAAUUCCGUUCUUCAGAAGUUUUACUGGAAGUCAGUCGGCCAUUCCAUUACCUCCACCACCAGCGCCAGUAUCCACUGUGCCAGUGGUUGGUGAGUAUGGACCUGCUCCUGUCAAUCCUUUUGCAUGUAGGUUUUGAAAUUUGCAAUUUUUUAAUUGUUGAAGUUUUUUAAACUUAUUUUUAGCAAGUUUUCGUGUUAGGACCAAAAAUUUUAAAAUUGAAGUUACAAAACUAGUUUUAUAAUAUUAAAAAUCUUACUUUAGUGCUAGACUCAGAGCCCUCGAAGCUGGUAUUCGAAUGUCAAUUGGCACAUGGCAGUAAAACGGUGAAGAUCACGAAUGUGAGCAGCUUGUCGGACAUGUACAAGAGUAUCGCUCAACAGUUUCCGGAUGUAAAUGUGGAAGAUAUCCUCUUCUGUACUGUGAAUACUCACAAAGUGGACAUGGAAAAGUUGUUGAGCAGUAACUUGGCUUUGGACGACUUUAUCUUUGCUCACGUCAAGGGUCAGAAGAAGGAAGUGACGUUUGUGAAGAAGGCGGGGUAAGAAGCUUGAUUUUAUGAUGUUGUGGAUUCUGGGAUAGAUUUUCACACUUAUCUUUUCUGUACUUUAACCAUCUAUCUUUAAUAACAUUUUAAACGUUAUCCUUUUAUUUAUGUGUGAUUUAAGGUAACUUUUUUAUGUAAAAAUAUAUUUCAGAGUUCUUGGUCUUACUGUGACAGACAAUUCCAAUGGUCUGACGUUCAUCAAGAGAAUUCAGCCAGAUUCAAUCUGUGCUACAGUUCAGCCGGCCAUUGACAUUGGAGAUCACAUUGAGAAAAUCAACGGUGAAUCUAUGAUCGGAAAACGCCAUUUCCAAGUGGCACGUGUCCUCAGGGCAUUGCCUGUUGGGGCUCAGUGAGUUUUUUAAUGUUGUUGUUGUAAAACUUCAAUUUUUUGAUUUUUUAAAAUUAAAAAAAAAUAUUUUAUAAAAAUUUUGAAAGGUAUAGAACAGAAAAGUAAGGUAAUUAUGACAAUUCUUUUCAGAAUCACGUUGAGACUGAUCUCCCCCUUCAAGACAGGCUUCUCUUUCUUGGCCAAACGUCCAGAAGUCCGACCCAAAGCUUCGGCCGACGUCCAGGAUGGCUGCCAAACCCUUCGCUUCUUUGCCAAUGGCCAAACCAAAGUGGAAGAAGCUCCAAACAAGGUUCUUUUGAGCAAAAUCAACAAGGUCUUUGAAGAGUACCUGGGUGUGAACGACGACGAACUGGCAUUGAGCAUCUGGGAGUUGGGCAAGAAGUGUGGCGAUCUGAUGGAGAUGAACGACAAGCUGAGAGCUUCUGCUGACCUGAGUGCUUUCUCCUUCCCUGACGAACUUAUCUUUGACAUGUGGGGCAUUGUGGACGACCACAAGAACCAGCGAUUGGUCGAGGAGCAGAAGAAGAGUGUUCACCCUGGAGGCAUGGAUCUUGAUUAA
Molecule: messenger RNA, 1763 nt
Organism: Bursaphelenchus okinawaensis
Lineage: Eukaryota; Metazoa; Nematoda; Chromadorea; Rhabditida; Aphelenchoididae
Source: the annotation of a GenBank genome assembly